This is a messenger RNA of Penicillium griseofulvum, 1254 nucleotides long. RefSeq lists its product as uncharacterized. The record is from RefSeq and is a predicted model, not a curated record. The transcript has a single exon. Lineage: Eukaryota; Fungi; Ascomycota; Eurotiomycetes; Eurotiales; Aspergillaceae. The coding region runs from base 1 to 1254 and encodes 417 amino acids.
AUGUCGAUUACAGCGGAGUGGUCCCCCGAGAACCCCGUUCUCGCCUACGUGCAGGCAUUGAUAGAUACCAAAAAGACUCUUCCUUAUGGGCAGCCCGUGAUCGCUCAUGCCUCCGUCAAUCACACUGACUCGGCUUCAAUCCUGCGGCUGGCCGCAGAUAUCGGUCCCCACAUCGCCAUACUACAAAUUUCAGCCGACGCUAUCGACGAUUGGUCCAGCGAUACCAUCGAACAGCUUCAGCAUUUGUCCAGGAAACAUAGAUUCCUACUGUGGGAAGGAAGCAAGGUUUUGAACCCUAUGAUAAAUUUCAUGGGCAGAGCGGAUGCGCCGUUGGAAACGAGGCAAACAUUGGCAGACUUGAUCAAAAAGUCAUACACCAGCGGCCCAUUGAGGACGGCAACAUGGUCCAAUCUGGCCACCUCUUGGGCCCCCGCAGCUCCAGUCGACCAACAAGAAAAUGAUAUAUUGAUCCCCACCUUGAGAUUGGCAGCCCGCGAAGCAGUUACAACAACUGCAAAGAUAAUCCAGACUGAGAUCUCUGCUGAGACAAAUAACCACUUGUCGGGCGAGGACGUGGAAAUUUCUCUCCCUUCCGAGGAAACAAGCAAUGGUUGGAAAGAAUUCUAUUUGAACAGUACGGGAGCAGUAUUACGGAAAUCGUCAACCAUCUCAGUCACCACCGAGUCUGUGAUUCCGCAAGCACACGUUCACUCAGAUGACGGUGUCCCAAACGCCCCACUAUUGGCCCGCAGCAUCGUACUCUGUCUACCCAGCACCAUUGGAAACGCACUUACCCCUGAAUUCCGCCAAAGCACGAUAGUCGCCGCAUGUGCCAACUCCGACUUCGUCAUCGGUGUCGCAACGAGCGAACCCUUUUUCAUGAAUUACCGAGGAAACGAUAUCUUUGAUUUGGCAUUAUUUGACGGCAACGGAAAUCCCCAACUAGGCCUCAGCGCUGCCAAAAUCGCUGCUUUGCCUCAUCUCAACGAACAGCAAAAAGCGCUUGGUGUAUUCUCUCUUGUAUCGCCUAGUCUCAGCCUUGGCUUUGAAUUUGAUCCUACCGUCAAGGCUGACGGAAGUGGACCAUCUGACCCCGGCUCUGAAACUCCAUACCUUGCACAACACCUAUACCAUAUCGUCAGGCAGGCGGUAGCUAUUCGGGAAAAGAACCGAAAAGAGCAAGAAGCCAACGGUUGUGUAAAGCAACCGGUGGGCCCCAGAAUCAUACAUCUCCCAAUGGUUGUUGUUGCAUGA